Molecule: messenger RNA, 1575 nt
Organism: Colletotrichum costaricense
Lineage: Eukaryota; Fungi; Ascomycota; Sordariomycetes; Glomerellales; Glomerellaceae
Product: rhamnogalacturonase B
Exons: 6
Coding region: 1-1575 (524 amino acids)
Biological process (GO): pectin catabolic process
Molecular function (GO): carbon-oxygen lyase activity, acting on polysaccharides; carbohydrate binding
Source: RefSeq, a predicted model, not a curated record
AUGUAUACCCUAGGCUUUCUUAGUCGCGUAUCUGCGCUCUUGGGGACGGCAUUUGGCGAUUUUGACCUCACAACAUCAGACAGUACUUACACGAUCGACACCAACGGUGGACUAGUAUUCGAGGUUAACCGCACAAAUGGCGACAUUACCAGUCUGCUCUACGACGGUGUUCAGUUUCAAGGCACAGGCAAGAUGUCACAGAUCAACUCCGGUCUAGGAACCUCAACGGUCACAGCCGACACAUUGAACGGUCACGUCAAGAUCACCGUCAAAGCCAGCUCACAACCCUUGACACAUUAUUAUGUAGCAAAGCCAGGCGACCCAACCAUCUACAUGGCGACUCAUAUCACAGAAUUUGAAGGCAAGGAUACGUUCAAGUAUCUAGAUGACACCACAAGAUGCAAGAUGUACACAUCUGACCGUUUCAUUGAUGACCAGGUUCACGGCAUGAAAGGCGAUAACGUCGGGGUGUGGAUGAUCAUGCCUGGCAAUGCCUACAAGCACUCUGCUGGCGGCCCUUUAAUGAAAGACAUCAAUUCGCAAAGCACCGACGAUCAAGAGCUCUACCGGUAUAUGAACAGCGGCCAUGUGAGGACCGAGCCUUGGCGAUUCGGGCUUCUUUGGCCUCGCGCGCCUCACGCAAUGCGCUUUACAAGCAGCACUCGGCCGCCGUCAGCGGACGUUGACAUGAGCUUCUUCGACUCGUUGAACAUAGAUGGCUACGUCCCUGAUAAUGGGCGUGGAAGUGUCUCAGGCACGGCAACAGGAAUGAAAGGCAGUGCCGAAGCUGUGGUACACUGGUUCAACCAGGACGCGCAGUACUGGACAAAGGCCUCCAGGGGAAAGUUUACCUCUCCACUGAUGAAGCCCGGGACAUAUACGACGAGGCUAUACCGGAACAAGUUUCCUGUCGCCAAUACCAGUGUGACGAUCACGGCGGGCGGAAAAGCCACACAGGAUAUCGAGGCAACCGAUUCCGAGCCGUCAGUCAUUUGGCGUAUCGGCGAGUUUGAUGGGCAACCCUCUGAGUUGAAGAAUGGCGACAAAAUUCAAAGGCUGCACCCCUCGGAUUCUCGCAUGGCAAGUUGGGGAGGCGAGUUCACUGUCGGCUCAUCCCAAACCAAAGACUUCCCCAUGGCCUUGUUCUCCAAGAUCGGAGGUAAUGCCACCGUCAACUUCGACCUGGCCCCCGACCAACUGGGUGGGGUCGUUCUGCGCAUCGGAACGACGCUUUCGUUGAAAGGCGGCAGGCCUAGUGUCAAGAUUAACGAGUGGGAAGAAGCGGAUCCAGGGGCCCCGAUAAGUUAUCAUCAUCAAGGCAAUCCCACACUCAUCGACUCUCGCGGCAUAACCGGUGGUGCCUAUCGCGGGUUCGGCGACGUGUAUAGUUGGGAAGUACCUGCGAGUGAGCUCAAGACGGGACAGAACACACUUGUGAUUGGGGUGAUUGGGAAAGGAGAUGCUGAUUUUCUGAGCGCCAACUACAUCAUCGAUGCUGUUGAGUUGCAGGGUAAAGGAGGGCCCAAGAACGACACCUCGUCAUAUACUUCUAGAUACCAGCGGCGUUUCCAAUAA